Molecule: messenger RNA, 3441 nt
Organism: Paralichthys olivaceus (Japanese flounder)
Lineage: Eukaryota; Metazoa; Chordata; Actinopteri; Pleuronectiformes; Paralichthyidae
Source: RefSeq, a predicted model, not a curated record
AUGUGUUUCUCUGUCUUGAGGAGGUCGCUGUAUGGCCUGUAUCCCUACAAGUCCAGCAUGAUUGGCCUGGAAAACCUGGGCGAUCCGUCGGGUAACUGGGACAUCGUGGAGACCAUCGGUAAAGGAACGUAUGGCAAAGUCUACAGGGUGACCAACAAGAAGGAUGGAAGUGAGGCAGCAGUGAAAGUUCUGGACCCAAUCAAUCAUGCGAGCCAUUCAAACAGAGAUGUGGAUGAGGAGAUAGAGGCUGAAUACAACAUCUUGAGGUCCCUGUCCAACCACCCGAAUGUGGUGAAGUUUUAUGGCAUGUUCUACAAGUCAGACAAUCUAUCAGGCGGACAGCUGUGGCUGGUGCUGGAGCUGUGCAAUGGCGGCUCCGUCACAGAACUCAUCAAAGGUCUGCUCAUGCGAGGCCAGCGUCUGCAGGAGCCCGUUAUCUCAUACAUCUUAUACAGCGCCCUCUUGGGUCUCCAGCAUUUGCACAACAACCGGAUUAUCCACCGUGACGUCAAAGGCAACAACAUCCUCCUGACGAACGAGGGAGGAGUCAAACUGGUUGACUUUGGUGUUUCAGCUCAACUGACCAGUGCACGGCUGCGGAGGAAUACUUCAGUGGGGACUCCGUUCUGGAUGGCUCCUGAGGUCAUAGCCUGUGAACAGCAGUAUGAUUACUCGUACGACGCCCGCUGUGACGUGUGGUCCCUCGGCAUCACGGCCAUCGAGCUGGCAGACGGAGACCCCCCCCUGGCUGAGAUGCAUCCAGUCAAAGCCCUCUUCAAGAUCCCACGAAAUCCCUCCCCAACAUUACGAAAUCCAGAACAGUGGUGCAGGAGUUUCAGUCAUUUCAUCGGACAGUGCCUGAUAAAGGAUUUCGAGGCACGUCCGUCUGUGACCCACCUCCUAGAGCAUCCCUUCAUCAAGCAGGCCCACGGCAAAGAGGUGGCUCUCCGGCAGCAGUUAGCUGCUCUAAUCGAGGAGCAGCAAGAAAUGGGCUGCAAAACCAAAACCAAGCACGAGCGGAUCAAUACUCGUAAAACCCUCAUAAUAGAGAGCAGCCCCGAUGAUGAUCUGGUAAACCUGGAGUUCUUAGAUGAGGAGACAAUAAUCAGCCAUCUCCAAAAAAGAUACGAUGAGCUCCAGGUGUACACCUACGUUGGUGACAUCCUCAUCGCGCUCAACCCUUUCCAGAACCUCAGCAUCUACUCUCCCCAGUUCUCUAAGCUGUAUCAUGGUGUGAAGCGGGCUAACAACCCUCCACACAUCUUUGCUACUGCAGAUGCAGCGUACCAAGGCAUGGUGACAUUCUGCAAAGACCAGUGCAUCAUAAUCAGUGGGGAGAGUGGCGCUGGAAAAACAGAGAGCGCUCAUUUAAUUGUUCAACAUCUGACCUUCUUGGGAAAGGCAAACAAUCGGACGCUGCGUGAAAAGAUAUUGCAGGUGAACCCCCUCGUCGAGGCCUUCGGAAAUGCCUGCACAGCGAUCAAUGACAACUCCAGUCGCUUUGGGAAGUACCUUGAGAUGAAGUUCACGCCGACGGGAGCAGUGAUCGGGGCCAAGAUAUCCGAAUAUCUGCUGGAGAAGUCGAGGGUCAUCAAACAGGCCAUGGGGGAGAAAAACUUCCACAUAUUUUAUUACAUAUAUGCUGGACUUUACCACCAAGACAAGCUGAAAACGUACAGGCUUCCAGACAAGACACCUCCCAUGUACAUAGACAACCAGCACUGCAAAGUCAUGCAAGACAUUGUGUCCAGCAAACUGUACAAGGAGCAGUUUGAUGCAAUUCAGGAGUGCUUCCGAAACAUUGGUUUUACUGAAGAGGAAGUCAACUCUGUCUACAGAAUUCUCUCAGCCAUUUUGAACACAGGCAAUAUUGAAUUUGCAGCCAUCACAUCCCAACACCAGACUGAUAAGAGCGAAGUACCAAACUCAGAGGCCUUGGAGAACGCUGCGUCUCUCCUCAACAUCGGCCCUGAGGAGCUCCAAGAGGCGCUGACCUCUCAGUGCGUGGUCACCAGAGGCGAGACCAUCAUCCGCACCAACACCGUGGACAAAGCCACCGACGUGCGAGACGCCAUGUCCAAGGCCUUGUACGGACGCCUCUUCAGCUGGAUAGUGAACCGCAUCAACUCCUUGCUGCAGCCUGACAUGAAUACCUGUGCCGCGGAGAGUGGCAUGAACGUGGGAAUCCUGGACAUCUUCGGAUUCGAAAAUUUCAAAAAGAACUCCUUUGAACAACUGUGCAUCAACAUCGCAAACGAGCAGAUCCAGUUUUACUUCAACCAGCACAUAUUUGCCCUGGAACAGGGAAAAAGAAGGCAAGGAAAUCUGGCAACAUCCAGGGUGAGGAUCACCGCCGCCUCCAGAUCUCUGCCCCCGCAGCUCAGUUCAGGACGCACCAAGUCUCCCAAAUACCUAUUGAAGGUGGACACCAUGGAGAUGAUGCGGCACCCAGAAGAAACCACCAACAUGAGGAGACAGACAGUGGCCUCCUACUUCCGUUACUCCCUGAUGGAUUUGCUGUCUAAAAUGGUGGUGGGUCAGCCACACUUUGUGCGCUGCAUCAAACCCAAUGAUGACAGGCAGGCGCUGUGCUUCUGCAAGGAGCGGGUAAUGGUGCAGCUGCGCUACACCGGGAUUCUGGAGACGGUGAACAUCCGUCGACAGGGUUACUCCCACCGCAUCCUGUUUGAAGAGUUUGUCAACAGGAGUUUCCCCUGUCAGCACCCUAGUAAAAACUCUGGAUCAUCCUGGAGGGGCUACGUUGCUCGGCAGAACCUCAAGCAAAUAAAGAAGGAGCGCGGAGAGGCCGCUGUCCGCAUACAGUCAGCUUACAGGGGCCAUCGGGUGCGUCGCGACCGUGGACCCCAAAGGCACAGAUGUCAGCCCGAGGCUGGCAGAAAGACCACCGAGGAGGAGCAUACGAGGUCUAUCAGCCCGAAGAGUAAAGAGUCACAUGCAGAUCACAUACACAGAGGAAAUGUUGGCCCCGACAGCCGAGACAGACAAGUGAAAGACUUCAAGAGAGACAAAGGCAGAGCGGAAGACAGUGUAACGAAGCCUUGCAGGGAGACAGCUAGGCUGCAAGACAUGCAGUGUAAACAAGGUCCAGUGAUGAAGCUGCAGCAGAGGACUCCUCGCCGGCGGGGCCAGCAGCCCAAGCUGCUCAACAGCCCUGAAGACAGCCUGUACUACAACCAGCUAAAUAGAACUCUGGAUUACCAGGGGAGCAAGAGGAAGCCGAGAAAACUUGGUCAAAUCAAAGUGCUGGAUGGAGAAGAUGAGUACUACAAAUUACUGUCAACAGUGGAGUCGAUCCCUGAGGAAGACUACGCACCCGCCCCCUCUCCCGCCCUUUCUACUGGGCCUCUCGUCAGUCAAAGCUGAGCCUUACAACCAUGUCAACCGAAUUAUAUCUUCAUCACUGAACUGGACCAAAACAAA